AUUAACCCAAUCAUCUUUUUUAUUAUUCUAUCAACUGUUAUAAUAGGAACUAUCAUCGUUAUAAUUAGCUCCCACUGACUACUCAUCUGAAUCGGAUUUGAAAUAAACAUACUCGCCAUCAUUCCCAUUAUAAUAAAAAAUCACAACCCACGGGCCACGGAAGCAUCAACUAAAUACUUCCUAACCCAAUCAACAGCCUCAAUACUAUUAAUAAUAGCCGUCAUUAUCAACCUGAUAUUCUCAGGCCAAUGGACCGUAAUAAAAUUAUUUAACCCAGUAGCCUCAAUGCUCAUAACAAUAGCCCUCGCCAUAAAGCUGGGAAUAGCCCCAUUUCACUUUUGAGUCCCAGAAGUAACACAAGGUAUCCCCCUGUCCUCUGGCCUAAUCUUGCUAACAUGACAAAAACUAGCACCCAUAUCCGUACUAUACCAAAUCUCCCCAUCAAUCAACCUAAACCUGAUCCUAACCCUGUCAAUACUAUCAAUUAUAAUCGGAGGUUGAGGAGGACUAAACCAAACACAGUUACGAAAAAUCAUAGCCUACUCAUCAAUUGCGCACAUAGGCUGAAUAACAGCAGUACUACCAUACAACCCCACCAUAACACUACUAAACCUAACCAUCUACAUCAUUAUAACCUCAACCAUAUUUAUACUAUUCAUAGCUAACUCCACCACCACCACCCUGUCACUAUCACAUACGUGAAACAUAAUGCCUAUCAUAACCGUCUUAAUUCUCAUAACCCUUCUAUCAAUAGGAGGGCUCCCUCCCCUGUCGGGAUUCAUACCAAAAUGAAUAAUCAUCCAAGAGAUAACAAAAAACGAUAGCAUUAUCUUACCCACCCUUAUAGCAAUCACAGCACUAUUAAACUUGUACUUCUACAUACGACUCGCGUACUCCACCACACUAACAAUAUUUCCCUCCACAAACAACAUAAAAAUAAAAUGACAAUUUUCCCUUACAAAACAAACAACCCUCCUACCAACAAUAGUUGUACUAUCCACCAUACUACUACCACUAACACCAAUACUAUCUCUGCUAGAAU
Bubalus bubalis (water buffalo) is the source of this 1042-nucleotide messenger RNA. NCBI's taxonomy places the organism in Eukaryota, Metazoa, Chordata, Mammalia, Artiodactyla, Bovidae. The record is from the annotation of a RefSeq genome assembly.